Messenger RNA from Oikopleura dioica, 345 nucleotides. Lineage: Eukaryota; Metazoa; Chordata; Appendicularia; Copelata; Oikopleuridae. The record is from the annotation of a GenBank genome assembly.
AUGCAGUGCUUUGAAUGGCGGCUCUAUCAGCACUGUGUUCACAACAAAGUGAUCGACAGAGUCAAUAUUCUUCGGGAAGCAGAGCAUCUUCGGACGACAAUUUACAGCGAUCACAAGACUCUGAAAAAGAUGCGACUUGGACAACAACAGAAGUGGUACUUGGAGUUUCGCAACAACUUCGACUUGCGAGAAUUCGACGAAGAAGAGCGACAGUCAAUCUGCGAGAAACUCCUGAACAAAUCGACCAAGUGCUGCUGCCAUGUGAAUGGAAAUCCCUUCCAACAGACAGAUGAAGACGAAGAUGUGAAGACAGAAGAUACCGACGAUGAAAUUAUUGAUCUGUAA